This is a messenger RNA of Hippopotamus amphibius kiboko, 944 nucleotides long. RefSeq names its product ATP synthase F1 subunit delta (gene ATP5F1D). Gene Ontology annotation, molecular function: proton-transporting ATP synthase activity, rotational mechanism. The record is from RefSeq and is a predicted model, not a curated record. The coding region runs from base 208 to 714 and encodes 168 amino acids. Gene Ontology annotation, biological process: proton motive force-driven ATP synthesis. NCBI's taxonomy places the organism in Eukaryota, Metazoa, Chordata, Mammalia, Artiodactyla, Hippopotamidae. The transcript has 4 exons.
AAAGAAACUACAACCCCCAGCAAACCGCGCGCCCAGGCGGGGCAGCGUCCUCAACGUCGCGCGCAGUGCGCCGGGAGUCGUAGUUCGCGCCUGCGCCUGCGUCGGCAUCCUUCUCCCAGAAGCGCCCGCGCGUCGUCCUGCUCGCCCUCCAGGCCGCUCGCGUCCCGCCGGGGUCCGCCCGCCGCCGCUCCGCGUCCGCCCGCCGUCAUGCUGCCCGCCGCGCUGCUCCGCCGCUCGGGGCUGGGCCGCCUCGCGCGCCAGGCCCGCGCCUACGCCGAGGCCGCCGCCGCGCCGGCCCCCGCCGCGGGCCCGGGACAGAUGUCCUUCACCUUCGCCUCACCCACGCAGGUGUUCUUCAACGGCGCCAACGUCCGGCAGGUGGACGUUCCUACGCAGACGGGCGCCUUCGGUAUCCUGGCAGCCCACGUACCGACACUGCAGGUCCUGCGUCCGGGGCUGGUUGUGGUCCACGCUGAGGACGGCACCACCUCCAAAUACUUUGUGAGCAGCGGGUCCGUCACGGUGAACGCGGACUCCUCGGUGCAGUUACUGGCUGAGGAAGCUGUCACGCUGGACAUGCUGGACCUGGGGGUGGCCAAGGCGAACCUGGAGAAGGCACAGUCGGAGCUGUCGGGGGCAGCGGACGAGGCCACGAGGGCCGAGAUCCAAAUCCGCAUCGAGGCCAACGAGGCCUUGGUGAAGGCCCUGGAGUAGGCGGGUGUGUGCCUCCCGCUGGCUCCCACAGGGAGAUGGGGCCUGGAGCCGGGCGGGGGACAGCCUGGAGUGAGGACCCAGCUCCCGUGGGUGCAGGCUGCCUGGGAGGCUGGGGAGUGAGCCUGGGGGGGCUGUCCUCGCUGGGAAGCCUCCAGGGGGCAGCACAGUGUCACUGUCUGCACAGAGCACAGGGCUGUUGCAACUUUGUGCUAAAUAAACCGAGGAAACGA